Molecule: messenger RNA, 1779 nt
Organism: Epithele typhae
Lineage: Eukaryota; Fungi; Basidiomycota; Agaricomycetes; Polyporales; Epitheliaceae
Exons: 10
Coding region: 1-1779 (592 amino acids)
Cellular component (GO): cytosol
Source: RefSeq, a predicted model, not a curated record
AUGGCGGAAGCUCCGUCAAUGGGCGAGCCCGUUGACCCAGCCCCUGGGUCAGACGGCGCAAUACACGCCAUCGCAGCCGCCGCACUCGACGCGACGCAGACCGCUCUCCUCGUCCGUCUCCUCGACCAGUCAGCGACCGUGCUCGCGCGGUCUUCCAUUGCUCGAGAGAAUAUCGGGAAUGCCACCAGUCCCUCUAUUUGGCCCAUCCUCCUUCGUCUCUGGUCCCAGGCUGCCCAAUACGCUACCAAUCCACCUCUCGCCCGCCCUCUCACUCUCACUCUCGCCAAAUUCACCCGCAACCUUGUUGCUGCUACACCAAUGAACCAAGCAAGGGCCUUCGAAUGCGAGCCACAUGUUCGGACGCUGCUCUACCAUUCCACUUCCUUCUACGCGACCCAGGACGCUUCCGGUCUGCCCAAAAAAUUUUCUGCAAAGCUUACCCUCUCCAACAUGGUCACGGCCAACGACGCGCUAGCCGCCGCCCUGUGGACCACCUACCUCAGCCUUCCAGAAGAGCGCAAUGUAUUGACGUAUGCCUUCCUUGGGCACUGUGGCCGCACUGCGUCCUCAUCCGCCCCGGCGUUUGCCCUCCAGCCGCCUCUUCUCGUCUCCGGACCCUACUACACUCUCUUCCGCUUUCGUCCUCGUCUCAACUGCGUAAACGGUAGUGUCAGCAGGAUGCAACUCUUGGCUGACGGCGCCCAGGGCCCGCGGCUCUCUAUCGCGAUGCUCGACCAAGUCGCUUCGCUGUCCGAAGCGGAAGAAGCGAGCGAACGCGGCCAGGCAUUCGACAUUGGCUCUGAGGUCUUCAGUCGCGCCAUAGAGGCCGGAGCCGGGCCCACGCUGUAUAGAAGCAUCGCUGUCGAAGGCGAAGCCGUCGCACCCCACCAGACGACCUUCCUACGCCUUCUAGACUCCUAUCUGCACGGCUCCCAGGUGGCACACGAGGUGGCGUUGGCAAGGGGACCCGACAGAGACGGGAAAUGUCUUCUUGACGUCCUCGUCGGCGAGUUCCUGAGCCUGGGAGCGUACGCACAGCGCGCCAUCCACCGAGCCCUGGGCUCACAAGACACCGGUGGGCCGGAGAGCCAUGAGGCCACACCUCGCACACCCGCAGACGACGGCGCGCCUGCGGAGACGAGAAUGGGCCCAAACGUUCCUGGGGGCGAACCACACGCAGCCGCUGGUGCGAGCGCGCCUCUGCACGAGCUCGACCUGCUCCUGCCCAAGGUUUGCGAGGCCCUGGUGCUCGUCACGGAGUGCAUCACGACGGCGUGCCUGCGGGCUGAAGAAUCCGGCGCGACCGCCCUCGCGCUGUCGUCCUCAGCCGACUCCGGCGGAACGCGCACUCCCAGAAACAUAGUCGCGGCUGCGGCUAGUCCCGUGGGCCAGGGAUUCGUCGAGUGUCUCGUCGAGACCCUCGGGCUCGUGGACGCGUUCGUGCCUCGAAUCACUUACGGCAAGGUCGUGCGGCGGCCCCCCGCGCCAACACCCCGCGCGACGUGGACGCCAGGCCAAAUGAUCGCGGCGGUCGCGCAGGCGUUCGCGCACGUCAAGCGCGACCUCGUCCGCCUGCUGGGCGUGCUCGCGGCCGAGGAUCGCGCGGUGCAAGACCGCGCGCGUGCCUGCGGCGGCGUCCCGGCGGUAAUGAACCUCUGCGUCGUCGACGACUUAACCCAUGGGAACGAGGCGAACCAGGCCGUCGUGCAGGCAAUCCGUCCCGUGGGGCGUUGGGACGAGGACAAAGUUCUCCGCGACAUUGCGCGGGGUACGGUGUAG